Molecule: messenger RNA, 966 nt
Organism: Zymoseptoria tritici IPO323
Lineage: Eukaryota; Fungi; Ascomycota; Dothideomycetes; Mycosphaerellales; Mycosphaerellaceae
Product: Ca2+/calmodulin-dependent protein kinase
Exons: 4
Coding region: 1-966 (321 amino acids)
Biological process (GO): protein phosphorylation
Cellular component (GO): cytoplasm
Molecular function (GO): protein serine/threonine kinase activity; ATP binding
Source: RefSeq, a predicted model, not a curated record
AUGGCUGGAAGCUAUACCGGAUCGACUGGAACAGUCUAUGCUGUCGAGAAGGUUCUCCAGGAUAAAGGCCCUCCUCAUGGGCGAGUCUUUCUGGCACGUGAUGGUCGGAGGCCGGUCGUGCUGAAAGAAAUCGCGCAGGUCUGGGACCUCCGACGCGAUAUGUAUGCCCGCACCAUCGAUUCUCCACACGUGCGAAAGCUGCUGGACACGGUACCGGCGCACAAGAUCUUUGUCUUCGAGUACCUGAACGAGGAUCUGCUGAAGCUUACGUGGAAGAAGCUCCCUUCGCCUGUACUCAGGUCAAUUCUGAAGGCCGGCCUCCGCGGACUCGCGUCUCUACACGAGAAGGACAUCGUGCACACGGACGUCAAAGCGGACAAUUUCCUGGUUCAGAUUGCUCUAGAUGACGAUCCAAGUAAGAUCAGGCUCGAAAAAGUAGAGCUGGGCGAUCUCGAGGACUCGGCUCCAAUUCCGAAUGGCCAAAGCCUUGUCGGCGCACAACUCGGCAAUGACAUGUGGCGAAGUCCUGAAGCGCAUGCAAUGGGACCAAUCAAGACCCCCUCGGAUAUGUUUUCCUUCGGAAUAGUCUGCUUGUUCGCCAUGACUCAGGUCCUGCCGUUUGCAGUCGAUGUAGACAAACUGGAGCCUGGAAUCGAAAAGCCCGUAGUUAUCAUGGAACGACAACUGUCAUACUUUGCGGACGAGGAUACGCUGGAAGGCUUGCUGAAGUACCUUGGGGAGAGCAAUCAGUUCGUACAGCUUUUCAGAGUCCUCAAAAGUGGCUUUGGAGACCAUCAACCCAGACGACCGUUUGCACUCUGGCAGGGCCUGGAUGUUGAGAACGAGGACGCUUUCAGGGAUUUGGUCGUCAAGUUGACCAAUUUUGACCCUACCAAGCGACUCACGGCAUCACAAGCUCUGCAACACGAGUGGCUCAGAGACGUGCGGGACAUAUCGCCUACCUAA